Messenger RNA from Neopelma chrysocephalum (saffron-crested tyrant-manakin), 1319 nucleotides. RefSeq names its product WAS/WASL-interacting protein family member 1-like. The transcript has 3 exons. The record is from RefSeq and is a predicted model, not a curated record. Bases 192 to 1289 code for a protein of 365 amino acids. Lineage: Eukaryota; Metazoa; Chordata; Aves; Passeriformes; Pipridae.
GAUGCUCCGGGAUGGGAUUGAUGCUCCGGGAUGGAAUGGAUGCUCCAGGAUGGGAUAGAUUCCCUGAGGUGGGAUGGAUUCCCUGAGGUGGGAUGGAUGCUCUGGGAUGGAGUAGAUUCCCUGAGGUGGGAUGGAUGCUCCAGGGUGGGAUGGAUGCUCCAGGAUGAGAUGGAUUCCCUGAGGUGGGAUGGAUGCUCUGGAACAGGAUGGAUACUUGGGGUUGGAGGGAUGCUCCAGGGCAGGAGGGAUGCUCUGGGAUGGGAUGGAUGGAUGGAUGGAGGGAUGGAUGGAUGCUCUGGGACAAGAGGGAUGACCUGGGACAGGAUGGAUGGAUGCUCUGGGGCAGGAGAGAUGGAUGCUCCAGGGUGGGAUGGAUACUCAGAGCUGGAGGGAUGGUCCAGGGCAGGAUGGAAGCUCCAGGGAGGGGAUGGAUGGAGAGAUGGAUGGAGGGAUGGGUGGAGGGAUGGAGGGAUGGAUGGAUGCUCUGGGGAGGGCUGGAAGCUCCAAGCUGGGAUGGAUGCUUUGGAAUGGGAGGGAUACUUGCGGCUGGAGGAUGCUCCAGGGCAGGAGGGAUGGAUGCUCCAGGGUGGGAUGGGUAUCCCUGGAUAGGAAGGAUGCUCUGGGAUGGGAUGGGAUGGGAUGGGAUGGAUAUUCCAGGACAGGAAGGAUGCUCUGGAAUGGGAUGGGAUGGGAUGGGAUGGAUAUUCCGGGACAGGAAGGAUGCUCUGGGAUGGGAUGGGUAUCCCUGGACAGGAAGGAUGCUCUGGGAUGGGACGGGAUGGAUAUUCCAGGACAGGAAGGCUGCUCAGGUGGGAUGGGAUGGGUAUCCCUGGACAGGAAGGAUGCUCUGGGAUGGGAUGGGAUGGAUAUUCCAGGACAGGAAGGAUGCUCAGGUGGGCUCCAGCUCCCCCCACCGUUCCCAGCUCUCUCCCAGCUGUGCGGCUCCACAUCUGGAGCUGCCCACCCACCACUCCCAAGCCUGGAUCCCGGAUCCCAGAUCUCUGCCCGUGCAGGAUCGGGCCCCGGGGCCCCCCCUGUCCCUGUUCCCAUCCCCAUCCCUGUCCCGGAGCCCCCGGGGCCGUGGGGGUCUCCUCUGCUCGUUAUCAAUCAUCAUCAAUAUCAACACUCGAGUUAUUUUUAGCCCGGGGGGGGGGGGGCCCGGGGGGGGGGGGGGGGGGGGGCGGGGGGCCCCCGCCCCGCCCCGCUACCCCCCGGGGGGUGUCCCCGUCCCCCCCUUUGCCCCCCCCCCCUCCCCAGCUGGGAAGGAGCAGCGGGAACUUUGUACAUAAAAGGGUUAAACCCCAACCCCUUUAACCCCA